UUAUACUACGGAGUGUGGGGACCCCAUUGUGUUGCCUUGAUCCAGACUUUCUGUCGUAGAUCCGGCAUCCGAAGCUCUCAGGCUGAAGACUUACUUCUGAUCAUUCUGUCUACCUCCGACACAUCCACAACAAUGUCCGUCACACUCACCGAGAAUCGAACAGUCUACUCGCUAGGCAGGACGCUAGCCGACUACGACUUGCAACACAGCGGCGAGGAGAACGACGUCUCAGAGGCUCCAAACUCUCGACCUGCACCGCAAGGUGCCGGCAACAACNCAGCAGACUGGGAAGACACCUUCCGCCGAGUUCCAGACUACCGCCCUGUUGACUACGAUCUCGACUUUGCUUACCGCGAUACCACACAAAACGGCAUCGAGAGAGCUUUCAUUUGGAACAUGUUUAACGGAAUCGUGCUCACAUCGGCGACAAACAGACUGUGGAGAGCCACUGGAGGAAAGCUGAACAACACAUACUUCCGUUGGCAGGUUGGAGGAGAACAC
Messenger RNA from Aureobasidium vineae, 501 nucleotides. NCBI's taxonomy places the organism in Eukaryota, Fungi, Ascomycota, Dothideomycetes, Dothideales, Saccotheciaceae. The record is from the annotation of a GenBank genome assembly.